Molecule: messenger RNA, 1290 nt
Organism: Cinara cedri
Lineage: Eukaryota; Metazoa; Arthropoda; Insecta; Hemiptera; Aphididae
Source: the annotation of a GenBank genome assembly
AUGUUGAGUGUAUUAGAUGAUCAACGAGCGACGGAAAUGAUGAUUGGCAAUGAAUACCAGCUGGGACGGAAAAUUGGCUCUGGAUCGUUUGGUGAUAUCCAUGUGGGUAAAAAUAUUUAUACUGAAAAACAAGUAGCUAUAAAAUUAGAACCUAUAAACACGCGAUAUCCCAAACUACAUACAGAAUUUUUAGUUUACAACAAGCUCACGAAAUUACGCGGAAUACCUGCAGUAAAAUGGUUUGGUUCUGAGGGCAAAUACAACUUUAUGGUAAUGGAUUUAUUAGGACCAUCAUUGGAGGAUCUGUUUAAUUCAUGUUUCAGACGAUUUUCAUUAAAAACUGUACUACUAUUAGCUGAUCAAUUGCUGGAUCGAAUUGAGAUUAUUCAUAGUAAAAACUUGAUACACAGGGAUAUCAAACCUGAUAAUUUUUUAAUGGGUUGGGGAAAACGUGGAUAUAUGGUGUACAUUAUAGAUUUUGGACUCUCGAAGACAUAUUGUGAUAAUGUGACCAAUGAACACAUAGUGUAUCGAGAGAACAAAAAUCUCAUUGGAACUGCUCGUUAUGCUUCUAUAAAUAAUCAUUUAGGAAUAGAACAAAGUCGAAGAGAUGAUCUAGAGUCUCUUGGUUAUAUGUUAAUGUACUUUCUUCGUGGCUCUUUGCCAUGGCAAGGUUUAAGAGCACAGACUAGACAACAAAAAUAUGAACGUAUAAGUGAAAAAAAAAUUAAUACUCCAUUUGAAGUUUUAUGCCAAGGAUAUCCAAAUGAAUUUUUAUCAUAUUUGUUGUACUGCCGUUCAAUGAAAUUUACUGAAACACCUGAUUUUACCUAUUUAAGACAAUUAUUUAAGCAAUUAUUUGAUUUUAAAGGUUUUGACUAUGAUUAUAUUUUUGAUUGGACUAAGUUUAAGUCUGAGGAAAAUAGUGCUCCAUACAGUGGAUCUGAUGAUGAAAAAUAUGGUUUGCAUCAAGAUAGACGUGUGAUGCAAGAUAGAAGUUCUCCUGUUAAUUAUGUUGUACCUCUAAAUAGUCUGGCCCAAGCUGAUCAGAGUAGUUUAAAGGAUUUUACAAAUUUGCCCAAAGUUCCUUUGGUACCAAUGGAUAAUUAUUCAAGGUAUGAUGUUAUGCAACCAUUACAAUCAAGAUCACGUUAUAGUGUUGAUCCUGGUUCUGCAAGACCAGUAAGAACACAAACCCGAAGAUCGACAAUGGUAACAUCUGAUUCACCACCUGUUACUCAACAUUUGCAAACCAAGUCAGUAUCUGAGAUCAGACGUCAUCGCCAUUAA